This is a messenger RNA of Diatraea saccharalis (sugarcane borer), 960 nucleotides long. The record is from the annotation of a GenBank genome assembly. NCBI's taxonomy places the organism in Eukaryota, Metazoa, Arthropoda, Insecta, Lepidoptera, Crambidae.
AGUUUGUGAAGAACUACCGAGACGCACAUUUACACAAUAAUGAAGCAGCUGAGCAUAUUGUUCCUGGCUUUCGCGAUUGCGCGAGCGCAGUUCCCCAACGGACGGAUUUUGGAGCCACCAGUACCCUCACAAUGCGUACAGAGGGUCAUACACGAAAGAUUUGCUGACAACAAGGGAUACUUUUUCUCCUGGAGAGACCCCGCACUACGGGGAGUAGAAGAGGACUGGCUUAGUGCAAGAAACUACUGUCGUCAGCGUUGCAUGGACUUAGUGUCUCUGGAGACCAGUGAUGAGAACGAAUGGGUCAAAGCGCGAAUCGUUCAAGACAAGGUGAAAUAUAUUUGGACAUCGGGACGUCUUUGCGACUUCAAAGGCUGUAAUCGUCCAGACUUGCUGCCCAAUGAGAUCAACGGCUGGUUCUGGACUGCGGAGUUGCAGAAACUCGCGCCUACUACCAACAGACAACAAAACGACUGGUCCGAGGGUGGCGGCAUUGGGAAACCCCAACCUGACAAUAGAGAAUUGAUACAAGGUGGCGCAUCAGAACAUUGCCUGGCCAUACUCAACAACUUCUACAACGACGGUGUCCACUGGCACGAUGUAGCUUGCCACCACAGGAAACCGUUCGUCUGCGAAGAAAACGACGCUCUUCUAAAAUACGUCCGCUAUACCAACCCAAACCUUAGGGUCUAAAAUAACAAAACCUCUCCCAAAGUCUAUAAGAUUAAGAUAUUGUAUUAACGAACAGACACUGCCCAAACAGUCAUUUUUUAUUUAAUAAUGCUUUUCGAAAUUAACAAACGGUGCUAGCUUUAAGUUUACCUCAAUAUAACAUAUUUAUUACAGUAUUUACUUAGCUCUAUUCCAGUAAGCAAUCGGACAAAUUAUUGUAGUCAUAAUUGUAACCGUUACAGUGUGUUUCUUUUUUAAGUUUAUAAGAUCUGUCAUUAAAGACUGGUU